AGCCGCCAUGCCGGCGGUGGCGGCAGGAGCGGAAGGUGAAGGCGGCAGAGGACUGUGGCGAAAUGGAAGAAUGAAGUAUCUUCUUCUGAGCUGCACUGCUGCCGUCUUCGUUCUCUACGUCACCAUCAAGACAACAUCUCCAACACAGUCGUCCUUAGCUGCGGUGUCUACCAUCGGACAAGAUAUGGAGGACACGCCAUACCAUACUUGGCAGGAUCUCUCGGUUGCUUCAUCACUUCCACCACCUUACCUGGUUGGCUCUGUCCCGCCCCAACACCCGAGCAAUGUUGUCAGGGAUGUUGAUGGCACUUUGCUGCCCACGGCGUCCCACGAAGCUGCGGCUCAAGUCAUGUCUGUUGUCAAGGACAAACUGAAGACGCUGAAGAUCGAGGAUCGGUGGCACUUCAGGCGUCAGCUGGACCAUCUGGAGCAUCUGAGACAGAAUCUUGUGAAGUUGACGAGUAGGGAGUCGAGCCUGCAAGAUACAAUCCACGGCUUGAGGGAGAAGGAUCGUCAACUGAAGCUCGAGAUGGAGAAGGUUCGGCAAGAGCGCAUGUCUCCUGGCCCCCCUGGUCCUCGAGGCCUUCCAGGUCAACCCGGACCUCCGGGUGCCGCGGGCGAGAGCAUCGUAGGCCCUCCGGGCAAGCAGGGGCCGCAGGGUCCAGAAGGUGACCCUGGCGUACCUGGAAACCCUGGUCCUGCGGGUCCCCGUGGAGCUCGAGGACCCAGAGGACCAAGAGGGCUUCCAGGAGAUCGGGGGUUGCCAGGGAAGCCUGGGUUCACCGGCGUCGACGGUGACGAGGGUCGUCCUGGACCUCGUGGAGCGAUGGGUCCACCUGGCCUCAGGGGGCCAUCAGGGUUCCCGGGUCUUCCUGGACUGAGAGGUCGGCAAGGAUUCCCAGGGACCGAUGGAGUUGAAGGGCAGGUUGGCCCUCCGGGUCCGCCGGGUCCACAAGGCAUUCGGGGCAUCCAGGGUUGGCCGGGACCCACGGGACCUCGGGGCAACCAGGGAUUGCCCGGAAGAACUGGAGCUAGGGGUGCAGCAGGUCCACCUGGACCAGAUGGAAUGCCGGGAGCGCCGGGACCUAAUGGACCUAACGGAGCCGAGGGUGCUGUUGGACAGCUCGGACCUGCGGGCAUUCCUGGCCCUCAGGGAGUCAACGGAGCCCAAGGAAUUGUUGGGAUCCCCGGGACUGCCGUCAUCGGUCCGCCCGGAGAUAACGGCGAAAACGGCGUGCCGGGUGACUCCGGAGAGAACGGAGCUGCAGGAGCUCCAGGAUCCGACGGCUCGCCUGGCGCAGCGGGCAGCAACGGCGCGCCAGGGGAGAACGGAAAUCCUGGAGUUCCUGGCAUCCAGGGAGUCGACGGAAGAGACGCGUCUCUCAGGGCUGCCUCGUGCAAGAUUGGAGACCUGUACCCUUCUCCUCACUUCUGGGGGACCGACACGGAGCGCUUCGGAGGAUGGUGCUACACCCCCCGACAGGAGGCCCGGACCUUUGAGGAGGCCGAGCACGUCUGUCGGGCCUGGGGGGGGCAUGUGUUCAGCUACCAGUCGGUGGACGAGAUGGAGAUGGCGGUGCGGCUGUUCGGCCACACUCAUUUCUGGGUGGGUCUCAGGAGGAUGUCCGACUCGGGUGGUCUCAACGGGAUGUACCGCUUCACCGACAGCACCGACAACACGUACGCCAACACAAGGUGGCAGUCCGGCCAGCCGUCGAAUGCAGGCGGCAACCAGUGGUGCACGGAGAUGGUGUGGCAGGCGCAGAUGCAGACGGUCCGCUGUGACUCAAGGUUGCCUUUCAUUUGCAAGAGAGAGUCGAACGCACCAUAGGCCUUGUACGAUAAAGAACAUCAAGCCC
Messenger RNA from Guillardia theta CCMP2712, 1859 nucleotides. RefSeq lists its product as hypothetical. The coding region runs from base 8 to 1831 and encodes 607 amino acids. Lineage: Eukaryota; Cryptophyceae; Pyrenomonadales; Geminigeraceae. The transcript is spliced from 20 exons. The record is from RefSeq and is a predicted model, not a curated record.